UGAUGCCGGCGGUGCUGCAGACGAUGGAGGAGAGGAAGGACCUGCUGUCCAACGAGAUCUACCUGCUGAGCGCCGUCACGGCCCUGCAGCGCGUGUCGGAGACGCUGCCCCACUUCAUCAGCCCCUACCUGCACGCCACCGUCUCACAGGUGUGUCGGAUAUCCCGGCUAGCAGAGACCUCUGCCACGUCCCCCCAGCUCUCCGCCCGCCUCACCUCCCUCAGCUCCACCCUGGCCACCAAGGUGCCCCCCAGGGUCCUGCUGCCCACCCUCACAAAGUGCUACAACGACAUGGUCCCCGCAAAGCAGAGCCAUCUAGGUCCCCUCAUGUCAAUUUUGAAGGCACACAUCACUCACAUGGAGAAGGAUCAGCUGAACACCCACCAGUCAGAGCUCACCUCCUUCUUCCUCACUGCACUGGACUUCCGGGCCCAGCACUGUCAGGGUGAUCUGCCGAAGACGGCGGAGGUGGAGGGCUUCACUAUCGACUGUCUCCUCGCCAUGGUGAUGAAGCUCUCGGAGAUCACCUUCAGACCGCUCUUCUUCAAGCUGUUUGACUGGAGCAAGACGGAGACGGAGGGGAAGCAGAGGCUGCUGACCUUCUACCGGCUGGCCGACCGCAUCGCAGACCGCCUCAAGGGGCUCUUCGUGCUGUUCGCCGGCAACCUCGUCAAGCCCUUCUCCGACCUCCUCCAGCAGACCAACGUCGCAAAGACAGACGAGGCGCUGUUUGACUCGGCGGACGGGGUGGACAAGAGCACCAUGCUGCUGCACCACGUGCUGGACUGCAUGUUCAAGAUCUUCAUGUACGACACGCACCACUUCCUGAGCAAGGACCGCGCCGAGGCCCUCAUGGGGCCCCUAGUGGAUCAGUUGGAGAACACCCUCGGGGGGGAGAAGUCGUACCAGCUCCGGGUGACCCAGCACCUGGUGCCCUGCCUGGGCCAGUUCUCCGUUGCCAUGGGUGACGACACGCAGUGGAAGACCCUCAACUACCAGGUCCUGCUCAAGACCCGGCACAGCUCGUCUAAGGUGCGCUUCUCCGCUCUGCUGAUGGUGAUGGAGCUGGCCCGCAAGCUGAGGGAGAACUACAUGGUGCUGCUGCCCGAGACCAUCCCUUUCCUGGCCGAACUCAUGGAGGAUGAAUCCGAGGAGGUGGAACAUCAGGUCCAGAAGGUCAUCCAGGAGAUGGAGAACAUCCUGGGGGAACCUCUGCAGAGCUACUUCUAACUCACACACCACCCCAUAGCACACUACACACACACAUAACUCCACCUUCGGUACUUCCAGUUAGCAGUUAUUGCUAUAUGGGUGUCCACCCCAUAGCACACUACACACACACAUAACUCCACCUUCGGUACUUCCAGUUAGCAGUUAUUGCUAUAUGGGUGUCUAUACUUUAAAUGCCUUUAGAAGGACUUAAACAGCGGCUUGACUAUAUUUGCACGGCUCCUUAGCGAAUAUAUAAAUCUCUGCCGCAGCCACAAAUAUCUAGGUGGCCGUUUUGGAAAGACUCACCAUUCCCAAGCAUCAUCUCAAACGUACACAAGUCUCAUUGUGUAUGUCUGAUCACUUUCACCAACCAACAAGUAAUUUUUACCUGAAUGCCAUUUUUCAGGUCAGUGCUGUGGUUGCAUUCAGGCCUACGUAUUGGUCAUUUGUUUUUGGCCAACUCAAAGUUAGGUAAUAUUUUGUAUUUUGGGUUGAAUCAGUGUGACUGAGUAUUUUUAAUCUUUAAUCAAACUAUUUGUUUGCUUAAAAGGUAACUUUUUUUUUCUUAGACAUAUCGAAGGAAUGGAGUAGGAAUCAUUAAUUAAGAACUUUUCUUGUACCUUCCAGAUGAUGUAUACAUUUUAUGUGUUUCUGUAUUUGUUAUAUGUGAAGAUGUCAUUCAUCAUUAAAUGUAUGCAUCUAUUGGCUAAGAAACGUCUUAUAGUAGCCUAUAAUUGUCUUUAUUCAAAUAAUUGGAUCCCAUCUAUACAAUCCCAAUUAUUGUUAAAGUGGUGAUUAGGCCACCAGGUGUGUGAGUAUCCACCAACGUGAAUGCUGGAUAGAUCAGUUUACCAGCCUACCCAGUGGACUAACAGAUGUUGCUUAAUAUCUAGCCAACAUACAUCUAGGUGGACACUCCCACUCAUGUUGUCACUAAACACAGGAAAAGGCCGAUUUUCAAACGGCCUGUAAUGGCUUAUCACAUCACAUCAGGGGGCAUAAUAUCACCUCUUUAAAGAAGUUGUUGUUCACAUGAAUGUGGUCUUGUUCUACCAGCCUACUAAUUGACUGCCUAUACAUUCAAUUGUGUGUCCACUAGAUGGCAUCCAACUACCCUAAAAAGUUGGCUGCCACACAUUCACGGUAAUAGUCUGCAACACACGCAGUCUAGUAAAGCCACAUUAUGAGCGGUCAAACAAAUGUUCUUGCAACCUUGGGGAGGUUGCUCCUCCAUCCCGCUCUUAUGUAGAGGCUGCCCAUUCGGGAUGAUUGAGGUUUGUGUGCAAUUUAACUGAUAGGCUAUAUAAAGAGCAAUAAUCCUCCUCACCAGAUCCUGCUUUCAGCGAGUGUGAUAAGCGAUAUGUUAUUUAUAUUAAAAGAUGAUAAAAUAUUAACAUUAAUUACGUCAGCUUCAUCCCGAAUUAACAACCCCCGCAUGCAAGGUUAGGAUAUAAGGGAACUUUAGGAAUGUAUAUUACCAUAUUUGGUGGCAUGUUGGAGGCGCGCACGGACGCAGCGGCUCUUGGCUCUAUGAUUAGUGUAUUAUGCUCUUGUUUGUCUUUUUAGUGUGUCUUAGGACGUGGUGUCAAGCUAAACAUAUUUACAGCCACACACAGCUCCUGAACAUCGGGUUGCGUUGUCAGGUUGCAGUCACGAGCGACUUCCAGCGGAAUCACAACAUCCCGCUCGACAUAGCGAGGAUACCGGAGUCCCCUUGGAUUGUUGUCGGCCCCGGGCCGGCAAACGGCGUAGGCGGCGCAGGGAGCGCAACCAGGAGCGGGGUUGCCGAGCGGGUCUUCUAGCCCGGCUACGGAAACAGCCACUCAAAACCCCGUUACCAAGCAUAUUCCUGACUAACGCAAGAUUCAUCGUUCACAAAAUCUAGCAGCCAACAGCUUUGUUCGCGAUUGCUGUGUUAUGAUCAUCAUCACGGAGACAAUCAGCUGAUCCCGGAUGCGUCAGUUCUACUAGCGGGACGCACUAUCCGCCGCUCCGACAGGAACAAGAACUCCGGUGAGAGCAGAGGAGGGGGACUGUGUGUUUAUGUGCACAAUGAUUGGUGCGCAAGCAGUAAGAGCACAGUCACUCACUGCUCCCCGGAAACAGAAGCAAUGACAGUAGUUUGCAGACCCUUCUAUCUGCCCAGAGAGCUGACAGUGGUAAUUAUCACUGCUGUUUAUAUUCAACCAAAUGUUAGCAUAGCUCUUACCUACCUACAUGAUAGUGUCAAUAAACAGCAGCAAGCUCAUCCUGAUGGGUAUCAUCGCUGCGGAUUUUAAUCAAGCAUGCCUAAAGACAGUCCUUCCCAGAUUUGUACAGUAUGUACGGUGCUCCACCAGAGGAAACAACACACUGCCGUGUCUAUUCUAACAUAAAGCAUGCUUAUGGAGCAGUCCACCUCCCACGUCUGGGCCUGUCUGACCAUCUUUCGCUGCUCCUCAUCCCAGCAUACACUCCUCUUAGGAGGAAAACCAAGCCGGUCACAAAGACUGUAAAAACCUGACCAGAGGGUGCACUCUCCCAACUGCAGUGCUGCUUCGCUCAUACAGAUUAGAGUAUCCUUGAACAACAGGAUCUACAGGGCUUCACUGACACCAUAUUGUCAUACAUCAAAUACUGCACUGACAAUGUGACGGUUGAUAAGAACAUCAAAGUCUAUCCAAACCGUAAACCCUGGAUUACAAGUGAAGUCCAGUCACUCCUGAGAGCGUUCAAAACAAAGGACAAUACCCUGUACAGCAUAGCGAGAGCGGACCUGAGGAGAGGCAUUAAAGGUGCGAAGGAGGCCUACAAAAGGAAGGUUGAGGGCCAUCUGACAAACAACAACCCACGUCAAGUGUGGCAGGGAUUAAAACGUAUCACAAACUACAAAAGCAGCCCCUCAGUGACCAUCAGUGCCAACGCCUCGCUGGCAGAGGAAUUAAACCAUUUCUUUGCCCGCUUUGAGGCAACAAGGCCCAACACAGACAUGCUGACCCCUCCGACCACAAGCCAACACACACUCACUAUCCAGGAACAUCAAGUGAGUCGUGUA
This is a messenger RNA of Gadus chalcogrammus (walleye pollock), 4245 nucleotides long. RefSeq names its product HEAT repeat containing 1 (gene heatr1). The record is from RefSeq and is a predicted model, not a curated record. Gene Ontology annotation, molecular function: snoRNA binding. NCBI's taxonomy places the organism in Eukaryota, Metazoa, Chordata, Actinopteri, Gadiformes, Gadidae. Gene Ontology annotation, biological process: positive regulation of transcription by RNA polymerase I; maturation of SSU-rRNA from tricistronic rRNA transcript (SSU-rRNA, 5.8S rRNA, LSU-rRNA). The coding region runs from base 3 to 1229 and encodes 408 amino acids. Gene Ontology annotation, cellular component: t-UTP complex; small-subunit processome; 90S preribosome. The transcript has 9 exons.